AUGAUGAAAUCAUGUCUAAUCCUGGCGCUGAUGUUCCAGUGUGCUCUUGGGGCCUGUUGGCUUGGCUGGGUGGAAUUCAAAGGAGUUUGCUACAGCUUCAACCCUGACUAUCAACCGUGGCUGAGCGCUCAGGCUUCGUGUAAACUGUACGGUGCCCGACUGAUUCAAGUCGAUAGCAAAGAGAAACAGGAGUGGUUGGUGAAAACGCUGAAAGAGAAAAAUCUCGACGGUGUUUGGAUUGGCGGUACUUGCAGACUCCACCAGUCGACGUGGUUUUGGAUACCAAGUUAUAAACCAAUUAAAAAUUACACUAACUGGUCAGCCGGACAACCUAGCAGCCCCAGUACCGAGCAGUGCAUACAGGUCUAUUCUUACUACCAGUACAAAUGGAACGACCUCUCUUGUCAGACAGCCUUGCAAUAUGUCUGUGAGAAGAUUGGAACCACAAAAUUGCAUUUUUAA
Messenger RNA from Candidula unifasciata, 462 nucleotides. The record is from the annotation of a GenBank genome assembly. Lineage: Eukaryota; Metazoa; Mollusca; Gastropoda; Stylommatophora; Geomitridae.